AUGACGACUGAACCGGAUCCGCUUGUCUCUCAAUUACUUGACACUCCUCUUGAAGAUAUCAUCGCCGCUGAUGAUAACCUCCAAAGACGCUCAGAUCGAGUAGAAGUACUCGUUAAUUUCUACACGCUUCUCUCAGAUUUUAUUGAUUUCAUAUACUCAGCGUCGGGGGAACGACGCUCAUUAUCAGACAUAGAACACGAAACUCAAAGGUUAUGGGAAGCUUAUUCCAAAACCAAGGAAUAUAUUCACAAAUAUGAAGUGUCAUUUCAGGACGAAAUGUUUUAUGAAGGGCUACUCAUCUCAGCUACCAAGUCUAUGGAUUUAGUCAAAAGACUUCGACAAGUAUACGAAAAGGAUCAAAUGGGCAAGGAUGAGAAGCUGUAUGAGAUUGAAUUAAAGGGGAGUAAAGUAGAUGUUAAUUCCAUAUGUAGCGAUGCAUGGAUGGUAUUAGUGACAGUCCGUGGUGCAAGAAAUACGCAUCUAGAGGCCAAUUUAUUGUACAAAUGGGUGAUAGCAAACCGAGAAGCAAAAAACGAGUAUGCUGGAGAGAAGCAGUUUGAGAAACGAUACAAGCGAUACUGGAAUAUGGAGGGAUGCGAACAAGAAACUGAUAUAGAUGUAGAUGACAUGGAACAAAGUAAAGGCGUUAAGAGAAAAGCGGGUGCGAAGAGGACAAUGAAAUCUAAAAAGAGGAAAGUUAAAAGAGGGAAGAAACCAUUAAAUAGUAUAGGACAGGGUGAGAUGGAUGUUGAGGAUAAUAAGAAUGAGGCAAAUAACAAUGACCGUGAUGACCCCAUGGACGAUGCAAAUGAUGAAAGUGAUGAGAUCUAA
Molecule: messenger RNA, 831 nt
Organism: Paraglomus occultum
Lineage: Eukaryota; Fungi; Glomeromycota; Glomeromycetes; Paraglomerales; Paraglomeraceae
Source: the annotation of a GenBank genome assembly